Molecule: messenger RNA, 2820 nt
Organism: Sclerotinia trifoliorum
Lineage: Eukaryota; Fungi; Ascomycota; Leotiomycetes; Helotiales; Sclerotiniaceae
Source: the annotation of a GenBank genome assembly
UUCUAGUUCCUCAUCAUGUGCUUCCUUCAAUUGUCGACUCUCAGUGACUGAUUUAUUCAAUACUGAACAGAAUCAACUUAUUUCCAAUCACAGUCAUCGGAAUCCAAGCACUAAAUUACCCACCAACUUGCAUAUUCACUAUGGCGUCAGACAACAACUCGGACGAGAAAAGCUCAACAAAGAUACUUCGAAUUGAUAACGCUGAAGAGUUCCCUGCACUUUCAUCAAAUUCUAAACCUUCAGGAGAGAAGACUGUCACCACAUCUAAUUGGGGCUCAUUAUUUCCAUCCAAAGUGCCGAAACCCCCCUAUUCCAUCCAUCAUCCUUCACCUUCACACCAUCGUUCCCUUCCACCUCUUCCGACUCUUCCUGUUACACCCCAAAAAGAAAUGUCUUCUCCCAGAAGUCAUUCAAUUGGGAAAAGAGAGCAUGUACUUCUAUCACCUACUAAUGCAGAAUGUACGAGUAUUAUGUCUGACGAAACAAUGACUGAGGUAGAGGAGGCAAAUACACCUUGGAAUUCCCCGACUGAAAAUAACGAUAAUAAUAUUUCUGUUGUCAAAGACGGAGAUCUUGGAGGCGGGGCUACAGCGGAAUUUCCGGAUUCCAUUGCAAUAGAGACAACAAAUCCGCCACAAAAAGAGCUUCUUCCUCCAUUCAAAUUCCCAGACAGUACAGCAAUGCUAAAAAUCGAUCAUUACAAUUCUUCGCCAAAACUCGCAAAGGUAAAGAAUAUGGAAUUCGAAGAACUAUGCGAAGCAGAACGCCAUGAUACUCCUUCUUAUAUCGAAGGAGGCUUACCUUUAUUAGAUGUGGUGAUGAAUGAUCCACACAGAGUGAUACAUGCUAUCAAGCAUAUGAUGCAGGGUAUUAUUUUCAUGAAAAGGGCUUUGGGCGCUCCUCGGGAUGAACUCGAACACCUUAUGAAUGCUCACUCAAGUACGUUGGAUCGGAUUGAUGAUCUUCGCGAGAAGGAGAGGCUUGCGAGGUUAUCCAUUGAGAGAAAAAAAUCAGAAAUUAAAAUGGCGCAAUUGGUCACUGAAAACGAACAUAUCAUUGCUUUCAAAGAGAUGGAACAUCCAAAGUCUGCUACUAGGUUCAAUCCCGACGCCGUAAGUCUUGAUGUGUUUGAACCUCUCAAACAGAAACUGCUAACUGAAUUUUGUAGAAACCUUUUUCCCCGUCCCGUUUUAUGCCAUCAAAAUUUAUGAGUCCCACACCUCCAUUUGCAACAGUGCCUACUAUACAGACAAUAUCUCCGUUGAAAUAUUCGAUUCUUCAGGAACCAGGAUUCAUGGUAGAACAAAAUCGCAGCCUCCACACACAAGCAAAAUUUCAUCCACUUCUCAAUAGAUCUAGAACAUGGUCUGCGCAAAGCCGUCAACGUACUUCAUUUAGUCCCUAUAUUCAUUUCAACGCAUAUCGCCCAAGCCCCAUGACGCCCAUUUUUCUCCACCAGGUACCAUCGCCACCGCCCAUGGUUUCUUCACAGUUGCCAUGGAAUUUCCUUUCAAAAUCUGUUGAUUCUUUCCAAUAUCAAACUACUCUUGUUCAGUCUCCACCCCAGUCGCCAAAGCCAAUUCAAUCACAGGUCAAUAUUUCGUUGGUAGAUAAGUCAAUGCUGCGGACACCAGUGUCGGGAAAGACAGAUCAUAGGUCUACUCCUACCUCACCGACCAGACAUCUGUCGGCACAUUCAUUAUACAAAGCUAGCAGUACAAACACUAGUCCACAGAGAAGUAUAUCUACUAAUCAAACGGUCCACUCACCACAACUCUACAAAUCAAAGCUAUACUCAUCUAAGAACCUCAUUCCCCCGACAGCUACCGCCGAAGAUAUUCAAAGAGCUGUGUUGCUACUCCCACGAAGCUACCGCCACAUAUGCCCUUCUUCCUUCACGACACCUGACUUCAAAUGUCCAGUACCAAAUUGUAUGCUCCAGCAGAUCUGCCCAGAUUUUACAAGUGAGAAUGGCUGUUCCUUUCGACCACCUCCUCUCAGCGACUGGCCCUGGAAAUAUCCACCUAGAGGUCCUCUUAUCAACCAAUCUCAACAGUGUAAAUUCGUGCAUAUCCCGGGUACCUGUCUUCACUCUCUCUCUUUUUACCGUGUCUCCGGAUCAUCGUUCGAAAAAACACUUGAAAACUCUUAUCCCGCAACAUCAAGUCAUUACUGUCCAAUACCCAACUGCGCAGCAACCCGAUUCCACAAUUGGGGAUGUGCCAAGGAUUGGAAAACCGGAUUUACAGUCAAUGGUCUUACACCCUGUAUUCCAAGCUACAAUAAUACAAACCACCCACAAGCGCCCAGCGAAAAUUCUUCAGAAUGGCGAUGGAGACUUGCGAUGGAAGGUUUAAGAUUUGCGCAUGAGAGAGGAGAAUAUGGAUGUCAAGGUGGAAGUAUACCAACUAAAGCAUCAUUCCCAAGAGGACACAAGGGGGCGGAUUUGGGGAAUUGGGCUCUAGACAUUUGUACUCGGAAGUCCAAGUCGAGUAACGGGAAAUCACAUGCAAAAGAGGAGAGAGGUCGUUUGAGGGGUGGUAGUGGAAUGGGAAGUACUAGAAGACGUGGAAGUCGAGGAGGUUCGUCUGAUACGAGGAGGAAGCCAACGAGAGAGAACUCGACAAAAUUAGCCAAAAAAAUCGGUUCCGACAACAAUUUUAAGGUAAAUCUGUGGUUUCCGGAGAGUGAAUAAUAUGGAAAGAUCUCAAACUUUGGGCAUAAACGAGACAAUUAAUUACGCAGGAUAUCGAUGGAGUUGGAUGAAGAUACUCUUUGAUAUGGUAUGGUUAUGUAAAGAUAGGUAGGAUACCCAGAGCG